AUGAAACCAGUUAGAUCUACCAGAUCCGUGCGUUCUUUGAGGUCCACCCGUUCGCUACGCACAUCAACUGCACACUCCACCACAGUACCCGUUAAGACUGAAUUGAUAGAUUUCGAAAAUGUUCUACCAUUUGCAUGCGCAAAAUUUAACUGCCCUUACGUUAUCUGCGUAGAGAAAACUCAGCGGAAUGAUGAUUUUUAUAAGGCGCUUAAGCAGCAAGAAGGCGUGAAAAGACGUAUUAGUAUGGCAAUAAGUACAAAACGUGAACCUGCUACAACACCAGAACCAGUUCAGCACGACGACGCCGGUAGCUCAAUCGAAACAGCAACACAACCUUCAUUAACAACCUCCAUUAACACAGUGACUGUAUAUUCUGUAUACGAUACGUAUAAUUGCUUGACAGAAAUACGUCUCGAGAGACUUAAAAAUGUGCCAAGAGUUCUGUUGCAAGUUAUGAGAUAUUUAGUUCCCUAUUAUAAAAAUUUGACGAGGAUCUCGAUAGUAAACUCUAAAAUCAAUGCUGCAAUAAUACACGAAAUAAGUAAUAUUGUGAGAGUGUCAACUAUAACGCAAGUUCACUUGGACAGAACACCAGUAAAUGAAGCUAAUUAUGCAAUCCUUUUAGAUACAUCAGUCAUUAAGUCACUUUCUUUGACUAGAUGUAACAUUAAUGAUGAUGUCUGUGAGAUAAUAGCAUCAAAGCUGCAUAUGUCAACUGUUGGUGAGAAAUUAUCGCUUUUAAAUCUAUCUUCGAACCACAUAACAGAUUUAGGAGCAAAAUCACUUGCUGCCGCUUUAAGGACAAACCGUUACUUGCGCCAUUUAAAUAUCUCCGAUAACCACAUAACUGAUGAUGGAGCUAUUUCAAUUUUAAAUGUUUUAAUGGAAUUUCCUUUAACUGAUUUUGAAGUUUUGAACAAAAAGGAAAGGUAUUUUACAUACUUGAGAAAUAAACAAUCACUGUACUUAAAGUAUUUGGAACGACGGUCUUCAGCUGAAAUCAGCAGCAAGCCACCUAAAAGAAAAAAGAGUAGUGCAAGAAAAGAGAAGGAAACUCAACAAAAACCCAUGUUGAAUGAUGAUUCUAUGAGAGCUAAGUUAUUGGCAGAACAAAUUUUAGGCCCAUUCGUAGAUCCAUUCCAAGCUGAUUGUAUUAAACGCACGGAUGGCCAUCUAUUUUGUAUAGGGAAUUUGGCACUCUCACACCUGAAUAUGUCAUAUAAUAAUCUUUCUUACAUAAUGAUUAAAGCUCUUAAAGAUGUUGUAACAUAUCAAAAAGGGGUAAGAAAGGUUAGAACACAUAAUGGUUUGAUUAAAGUUGUUGUUGACGGAAACAAUCUUCCGAUUCAGUGUCUAGAAAUGAAUUUUAUCAAUGACUUACUUGGCCGAAAGAAUUUGGAGUUUGUUAGGCUUAGUAGGGGCUUUUCUAGAGGUAUGCCUUAA
This is a messenger RNA of Pieris macdunnoughi, 1443 nucleotides long. The record is from the annotation of a GenBank genome assembly. Lineage: Eukaryota; Metazoa; Arthropoda; Insecta; Lepidoptera; Pieridae.